AUGCAGGUGUCUCUCCUCCUGCUGCUGCUGCUCGCAGCCUGCGCCGCUACCCACGACGUGUUGGACCCACUCUCGACGUCCGAUCCGUCUUCUGCAGCCGCUACUGAGCGUCGGGAGCGCUGCGCGACACUCGGAUUCGACGUGGAAGCGCUGGACUGCCGCCUCUGCAGCGACUUGUCGACGUUUUUGACCACCUCGACGUCGGCCACGCGCGCGUCGAAAACACGCGUUGUUGACACGGUGUGUCAAGAAUGUCAAGAAUGCUGCUCGGACUUAACGACUGUGCUCGAGGCGCAAGGCCGACGCUAUCGGAACGUGGUGCUGGCGUGGAGUCCGGGACGAUGGAGACGGUACCCAAAGGUCGCGCACUUUGUCGAGCACGAAGCGGCAGCGAUCAAGCGGCUGGAAGUGCGGGAGGUGGAGACGCGACUGCCGGUGCUGCAGUUUUUUGACGACGUCAGUACAGAGCAGUCGCUCGAAGAGAUCAGCAUCGCGCAUUGGGACGAGAAGUCGAUUGCCGAGUUUAUUGACAACAAGUUGCUGCCAGAGGAGAAGGAAGAGGAGGCGCAGGAGAAGGAGGUUGUGGUGGAGAGGGAAGUGGAUGCCGAGCACGUGUGA
Hyaloperonospora brassicae is the source of this 618-nucleotide messenger RNA. NCBI's taxonomy places the organism in Eukaryota, Oomycota, Peronosporomycetes, Peronosporales, Peronosporaceae. The record is from the annotation of a GenBank genome assembly.